This is a messenger RNA of Seriola dumerili (greater amberjack), 2294 nucleotides long. RefSeq names its product actin filament-associated protein 1-like 2. The transcript has 17 exons. The record is from RefSeq and is a predicted model, not a curated record. Bases 1 to 1722 code for a protein of 573 amino acids. Gene Ontology annotation, biological process: positive regulation of epidermal growth factor receptor signaling pathway; regulation of mitotic cell cycle; positive regulation of interleukin-8 production. Gene Ontology annotation, molecular function: SH3 domain binding; SH2 domain binding. Gene Ontology annotation, cellular component: cytosol. NCBI's taxonomy places the organism in Eukaryota, Metazoa, Chordata, Actinopteri, Carangiformes, Carangidae.
AUGGACAAACAGAAAGUUCUGGCCAAGCUGAUCUGGGAUCUGCAGUCCUUCCUGUCUGUUCUGGACUCAGAGAAUCUGAGUUACAUCGCUCAGGCUCAGAAGAAAUCCAUCUCAGAGCUGCUGUCCAGACUGCAAACACACGACACUCCAGUGGAAGAUGCUGAGUACAUGAUCAUGAGCUGUCCAUCAUCGUCUCCUAGCAACGAGCUGACAGACACACCUGGGACAGAUGAUGUCCGGUCGUCUGAGCUGGACUCAAAGCAGGACUCAUCUCUCUGGCUGAGGAACGGGGGCCCCACGGUGCCGCCCCACCCUCCAGGAGGUCUAGGAGCUGAUGAUGAUGAAGACACCUAUGAGGAGGCGGAGCCCUACGUACCUGCUGACACGACCACGUCCAACACUGAGAGGGCGGAGUCAGACAGCAGUCACUACGAGUCGUACGGCGAGGAGGAUGAUGAUGAUGGGGACAGGGGGGGGCUGGUGAAGGACAGAGCUCACUACCUGCAGUGGAGCGCCUCUCAGCCCUGCCUUCGCCCCGCCCCCGAGUCCCGCCUCUGUGGAUACCUGUGGAGGAGGAAGUGGCUCGGACAGUGGACCAAACAGCUGUUCAUCAUCAGGAACAGCAUGCUCCUGCUGGAGCUGAACCUGCGCGGCUGUCACCUGGUCUACAAGUCGAAGAGAGACGGGAAAAUCCAGCACCAGCUCAAACUGGUUCUGCUGGGCUCCGAGUCUCUGGUGCUGGGAUACAACAGCUUCGAGCAGGCCGACGAGUGGAGGAGGGUGAUAGAGGAGGUGAGUGUUGGAGGUGAUGUCGAGACUCAGAGUUCAUCGUCUCUGAUCAGAUCAGACCAGCUGCUGUCCUGCAGGUCCAGUUCAGUCCAGAUUGACUCUGAGGACGACAGACCUUCAGCUCGCCGCGGCCUCCACAAAGACAGAGGUUUCCUGAACGUGCUGAUGAACUGUCAGUGGCAGAGUCUGCUGUGUCAGGUGGAGGCCGGUCUGCUCAACAUAGGGUGUGAGGUCCGAGCCGGGCCCGACACAGACCACUCCUACAGGAUCACACUGAGCAUGCUCGGUGACCAGGUGGCUGUGCUGGAGGUCAGUAGUUCAGAGGAGAAGGAGCGGUGGUUGAAGCUGCUGCAGGACGGAGCUGCCAAUCACAGUUGCCAUGACAACAACAAGGCACAGGAGCACACAGGUGGAGCUCUGAGUGGGCUGCAGACCCGGAGGUUUCCCGCCUCCAACACCUACAUGGACGACCCCUUCCACCUGAGCGGGACGGGCCGGAACCAGCCCGUCUACUCCAACACCUCCAUCCUGGAGCACAUACUCCACAGCUCUCAGGAUUCAGUUCGCUGCAGCUCGGUGUCGUCCAAAGACUCAGCGACCUACAGCAACUCCGUCCACAGCAGCCACAACAGGUACGCAGGUGAGGUGGAGCGAGGCGUCCAGAAGCUGGAGCUGACCAUGAAGAGGACGGUGCAGCUGAGGGCGGGGUCGGAGAUCAACCUGGCGUCGGCCGGGAAGCAAAACAAACGCACCUCUUUUAGACAGUCGCUGGCCAUCUGCACUGAGCGCGCUCAGGUUGGCUUCCUGAACCCUCUGCUGCGACGGACGGCCUCGGCUAAGAACUCUCUGAGACGAGCUCCGUCAGCGCUCUUCAUCGAGCACGGGAGGGUUUUCCAGAGGCGGAAGGAAUGGGAAACCAAAGCUGCAGCUUGACACCAGCUGUUCAACAUCACAUCCACAGACGACCUGACGACUCCGACACUGUGGAUGUCACUUAAAGAGACAAGCUUAUAACUCAGUGUCUGCGUCGGCCUCUCUGACGGCUCUAACCACAGGCUUUGACAUGUACGCUCACUGAGCACUUUAUAAGGAACACCUGUUCACCUGCUUCUUCCUGCAUUCAUCCAAUCAGCCAAUCAUGAAGCGGCAGUUUAAAAUCCUUCAGAUCCCGAUCAGGAGCUUCAGUUUCACAUCUGACCGUGACGUGGUUGUUGGAGUCAGACGAGCUGGUUUGAGGUGGAUGGACAAUUCCUGUCACCAAGAACAGAAACCUGAUGCUGCAGAACACCUCUGGGAUGUGGUCGAACAGGAGACAUCAGCUGGUGGAUCCAUGACAUGGAGAGCUGAGGAAAGACCGAGUGUUAGUCAGGUGUUCCUAAUAAAGUGCUCACCGAGUGCACAGACUAAGGCUCUAACUUAAUCUUUCCAUAUGCUGUUGUGAAUCUCUGAUAAACCAAAGAAAUCAAACAGUUUCUGCAAACACGAUAAAUGCACGAUAAACUGCA